Haliotis rufescens (red abalone) is the source of this 3108-nucleotide messenger RNA. RefSeq names its product cAMP-dependent protein kinase catalytic subunit beta. The record is from RefSeq and is a predicted model, not a curated record. Gene Ontology annotation, biological process: peptidyl-serine phosphorylation. The coding region runs from base 247 to 1476 and encodes 409 amino acids. The transcript has 10 exons. Gene Ontology annotation, molecular function: ATP binding; cAMP-dependent protein kinase activity. Lineage: Eukaryota; Metazoa; Mollusca; Gastropoda; Lepetellida; Haliotidae. Gene Ontology annotation, cellular component: cAMP-dependent protein kinase complex; nucleus.
UGUGAGGGUGCGGCGCAGAGUGCACCCCGCUCUACAGCUUCCUGGCGUCAGCACCGGAUCUGCAUAAACAUUGAAACUAGAGCACAAUUUGGUUGCCAUUAGAGAGUCUGGACACAAACUAGUUGGGUCAAGGAAAGAUUGUGGAAGUACAGUAAGAAUUGUACGAAGUUUGUUGCGAUCUGAUCCCGAGAUAGUGACGGAUGCGAGUAUCACAACAAAGAGACUGGGUUACAGUCGAAUCCAAAGAUGGAUUUCUUCCUGGAUCUGUUUGAUUCUGAUAAAAAGAACAGAAAGAAGGAGGAAAGUAAAUUAAAGGCAUCCCCUGGAAAGGGUGCUAGCUGUCCCGACCUCCCCCCACUAAGGAGAGACAAGGGGCAGCUUCUGAAGAAGUAUGACACGCGGGAGGCCACUCGUGUCAAAGACGAUCGCAUGAGAAGGGAAUUGCAAAGGUUAUACUUGUGGGACGUUAAACAGUUUCUUGCUGAAGCCAAAGAACAGUUCACUGCAAAAUGGGAAAAGCCAGCAGUUGCAAAUGCAUGUCUCGACGACUUCGAUCGAAUAAAAACAUUAGGAACAGGUUCCUUUGGUCGUGUCAUGCUUGUACAACACAAAGCAACUAGAAACUACCUUGCCAUGAAAAUCCUUGAUAAGCAAAAGGUUGUCAAAUUAAAACAAGUGGAGCAUACAUUAAAUGAGAAGAAAAUAUUGAAUGCCAUAGAUUUUCCAUUUCUUGUCAAAUUAGAGUAUUCGUUUAAGGACAACACUAACCUGUACAUGGUAUUGGAAUUUGUCUCUGGUGGAGAGAUGUUUUCACAUUUAAGAAGGAUAGGACGUUUCAGUGAGCCGCAUUCCCGAUUUUAUGCUGCACAAAUUGUGUUGGUGCUGGAAUACUUGCACCAUUUGGAUAUUAUGUACCGAGAUUUAAAACCUGAGAAUUUACUGGUUGAUUCUUCAGGCUACUUACAGGUAACAGAUUUUGGUUUUGCAAAGCGUGUGAAGGGUAGAACCUGGACCCUUUGUGGUACACCAGAAUACUUGGCUCCAGAAAUCAUCCUCAGCAAGGGUUACAACAAGGCAGUUGACUGGUGGGCCCUUGGUGUCCUCAUAUAUGAGAUGGCUGCAGGAUACCCUCCAUUCUUUGCUGAUCAGCCAAUCCAGAUCUAUGAGAAAAUUGUCUCAGGAAAGGUACGCUUCCCAUCCCACUUCAGUGGAGACUUGAAAGAUUUGCUCCGGAACCUGCUUCAAGUUGACCUUACCAAGCGUUUUGGAAACUUGAAAAAUGGAGUCAAUGAUAUCAAAACUCACAAAUGGUUCAACACAACAGAUUGGAUAGCAGUCUACCAGAAAAAAGUGGAAGCGCCAUUUGUACCUAAACAAAAAGGACCAGGUGACUCUAGCAAUUUUGACGAGUAUGAUGAAGAACCUCUGCGCAUAUCUUCAACUGAGAAGUGUGCUAAGGAGUUUGCAGAUUUCUGAGCCCCCUAAAGUUUCCUGUGCUGAGCACAGAUCAUUUCAUGCAUGGCAUCUUCCCAAACAACAAAUUGAGUGGCAUUUGUCCUCUACUGAUCGUGCAAUAUGUUGUCGGAAAGAAUUGCGCGAGUCUCACACUCCUUGGAACAUUGUAAGGAGACAAAUGUUUGUGAUAGCAGGAAGCAAUCGGUUGUUUGAAUUGGUCAACCGUUCUCUGGUUUUUCUUGAUUGCAUACACGACUUGAUUGCCUGAGCAGGGACUUUUCAAUUCAGGCUUGUUUGUUUGCCUUGUGAGACUAGUCAGAGCUACAUGUUACAACAGUAGUCAAUGGUUUUGCUCAAUUUGAGACCUAAGACUACCUGUGGUUAAUGUGUGUUGCAACAGAGAUCAGACUGACACUCACAACACGGGUGACAAGUCACGACUCAGGCAUGUCUAUUCUUCUUGGAAUCAAAUGCAAUUAACAAGAUAGACAAGUCCUCAAACAUGGCAUUGCUGUGUACAUAAUGCUCUCUCAUAAUCCCUGUUACACAAAUGUAUGUGAAUCAUUUACAGAGAAAGUCAGCACUGCCCAAAGCAUGUCUCCAUUGUCAACUAAUGUUUUGUAACUGUAUGUUUGGGUUUUAAAGCACAGUCAAACCGCUGUGAAAUAUAUUUAUCUAUGUGAUGAUCAAUUUACUUAAGUCAAAACCUCUAGUUAGUUAUUUUGAGUGUCGGCAUCACUGAGAUGCUAAAUAUCCAAGUGUUAUAAGUGCUCUUAUGUUACAAUGUAUGGAAAUGUGUUUCACAGUAUUGUAUAUUGAGUUACUUGUACAGCUUUCCUUAGAAGCAGUCUUCUGGAUUAUGCUUUUGGUUUUGAAUCACUUAAAUUUAAGUCAAAUUGUGUACCUUUGAACAAAAAAUAAUAAUUACUAUUACAGGAUUUAGGUGCUUUGACAAAACAACUAAAUUUCUCAUUUUAUGUUCACCAUGUCGUCUUUACAUCAGUUUCCACAUAUGCACAAAUGUUGUCAUUUUUCUAAACAAGACUAGAGUGGCACCCUGUGUUUCUAACAUGUUGAAAUCUAACAAUGUACAUGUGUGGUGUUCUUUAGAAGAAUGAAUGCUUGUCCAAGCUGCCAAGUUGAAAAGUGUGUAAAUGUGCUGAUCAACGUUCCCCAGGUUUAUGUUUGUGUUUAUAUGUAGUUAACCUCUUGUUCUGUUGUAAUUCAAACACUUGAAUAUGAUGUCAUGUAUCAUUAAGAUCAAUUUUGAACAUUUUGGGAAUGAAUGCUGUGCUUUUUUACUUACUUAUCUAAACAAUAAACUUAAUAUUUAUUCCAGGCCAUGAAUUUUUAGUCACGUUUGGAAGCAGGUUGUUUCAGCUAAUACUUUAUGUGACAUUUCAGGCUGAUUUUGGGGGUUCACUAACCUUUUAUUCAUUUUACUUUCCCUCCAAGAUUGUGUAUUAAUUUGUACAUAGAGUACAUUGAAGCAUUUUUACCCUGUAGAAGAGAAACUAGAAAUCUUUCUAUUGUCCCUUUUGUUAUGUUGUACAGCAUUGAUGUAUAAAACAAAGUUUAUUAGCUUUAAUUAUUAUAUGGCAUAUUUGGAGAUUGUUAACGCUAGAUCUGACAUCAUUAAAGAGAAAAGACCAC